AUGGGAUACACGUCUACCUUAAAAUUUGUCAAUCUGGGUGUUAGGAGGAGGCUCUUCCGGAGGGCCCACAAACAGCCUCAUCACAAAUGGGACAGCAUCAAAAAUCAACUGAAUGAAUUGUUAAAGUAUGGACGCAUUGAAACGACCUUAACCAAAGCUAAGGAAUUACAGGGGUAUGCAGAAGAGUUAAUUUACUUGGCCAAAAAAAACAAUGUGGAGAAUAAUUUAAAAGUGGAAAGUAUGUUGAGAACAGCGCAAGGGAGGAGAAAACUGUACGAAUAUUAUGUGCCGUUAUAUCGAUAUAGACCCUUUUUUUUCACAAGAGUUAUUAAUCAAUGGAGGCUGCGAUUACGGGAUGCAGCGCCCAUGGCAUUUAUCGAGUUUAUUGAUAGGCCAGGGGAAUUAAGACCAGCCAAGCCAGUCGGAGCUGACAGAAUUAAAUACAUAUAUGAGGAGAUGAAGAAGAACCGAAGGAAUUUUAAGCAGCACUUCCACAUCGCAAAGAAGUUUAAUUUGCUUGAUGAAAACG
Plasmodium cynomolgi strain B is the source of this 529-nucleotide messenger RNA. Its product is annotated as 50S ribosomal protein L17. Gene Ontology annotation, cellular component: ribosome; large ribosomal subunit. Gene Ontology annotation, molecular function: structural constituent of ribosome. Lineage: Eukaryota; Apicomplexa; Aconoidasida; Haemosporida; Plasmodiidae. Gene Ontology annotation, biological process: translation. The record is from RefSeq and is a predicted model, not a curated record.